GACUGUUCACACGCAAUGAUACAUACUGGAAAUAUGAGAAGAGAAAUUGCAGCAGUGGUGUUCUACCUGAAGAGGCUCGUGAAAAAGGCAGGGAAGCUGGAACCGGACAAAGUUGAGCUGUUUGUUGAACGACUGGCUGUUGCACUACAAGAUAAGUUCAAAGGUCACUGGUAUCCUGAGUCUCCCAGUAAAGGACAGGCCUACAGGUGCAUUCGAGUUAACAGGUUCCACCGAGAGGAUCCAGAGCUCCUACGGGCCUGUCAAGAGAGUGGAAUUCAGUACAGUGACCUUGGACUGCCCCAUGAACUAACAUUGUGGGUGGACCCUGGGGAGGUUUGUUGCAGGUAUGGAGAACGUAGUCUUUGCUUCUCAGUUGCUACUUUUUCCAGUGAUGAAGAACAGGAUAAAUAUGUCGCAAAGAAGGUGAUCAGUGCUUUGACGAGAGUCACAUCGGACUACCACUCAGACUCUUCCUCAGACGAAGAGCGAACACGUACUCCGCCACUUAUGAUUGACCCCAGUCACUGUUACAAGGCCCUUAAUCCAGGUGCUCCCUCCUGGCAUCCAAGAAAAAUUGUACCAGGAAAUUGUUGCAUUCGUCCACCACCUCUUCAUGGUUUCAGGCCUCGCAGCAAAGCUGCACACCCUCGAAAGCAUAAACCGUUGGUCCCUCUUGACAGCAGGGCAGGGCCUGAAAGCUGUGACUCUAAAGGAUACUGCUAGGACAAUUUGAACAUUACUUUUUACUGGGCAUGAAAACUGAGGACAACUUUAACUGAAUUUCUUUUUUCUUUUUUUAACAUGAAUUUUUUAUAGCUAAGAACCUGUCUUGUUUUCUGCACUUUAGACAAUUUGUUGUAGUUGAAACAAAUUGCAUGUAAUAAUUGGAUAUUGACAUUGAAAUACUACACUUAUCUUGAACUGCUGUGUUUGUACAAUGGGAGCUGUAAUGUUUGUCACCUUUGUGAUGUUAUGUUUUAUUUAUUGAUAGUGUGGAAUUCAGAUUUAUAGACUAAAAUUUAAAGUUUUACAAAAAAUUCCAAGUAAGUAUUUUUGAACCUUUUUUUAAACAAACAUUUUUAACUUCUCUCUAGGUAAUAUUUGUAAUUUUUUUAAAGCACAAUGAAAAAUGAGCACAAAUGUUCACAUUUAUCAUAAUCACUGUAUUGAUCUGGUCGUUGUGAAAUAGUUGACGCUCAUGACACUGGUUGUAUGUUUGUGACUUGACCGGUUAUAAAAAGUAAAGAUGGGGACAUUUUGACAAUUCCAGAA
Messenger RNA from Cynoglossus semilaevis (tongue sole), 1272 nucleotides. RefSeq names its product B-cell translocation gene 3 (gene btg3). The coding region runs from base 16 to 723 and encodes 235 amino acids. The transcript has 4 exons. Lineage: Eukaryota; Metazoa; Chordata; Actinopteri; Pleuronectiformes; Cynoglossidae. The record is from RefSeq and is a predicted model, not a curated record. Gene Ontology annotation, cellular component: nucleus; cytoplasm.